This is a messenger RNA of Darwinula stevensoni, 816 nucleotides long. NCBI's taxonomy places the organism in Eukaryota, Metazoa, Arthropoda, Ostracoda, Podocopida, Darwinulidae. The record is from the annotation of a GenBank genome assembly.
AUGUGGGCGGCGAACAUCGCGCAUCAGGCCAGGGAGGAGAAUCGGAUCGAGAGCGACUUGGGACUUCGAGGCGUCAUCGACUCCCUGACGGCCGUUCGUCGGACGUGUGCCAUCUGUCAGCACGUGGAGUACAUCGAGGUUCCGAUCGUCUACACGCAGGUGGUGACAGUCGCCACGUACAGCUUCUACUUCGCAUUGGUGCUGGGAAGCCAGUACAUCGACCCCGACAACGAUCCGAAAUCGAGCGGCGACAACAGCCAAAAACUGGGCGGAUUGAACACCUACAUCCCCUUCGUGGCCAUCUUCCAGUUGAUCUUAUACGUCGGAUGGCUGAGAGUGGCCGAGUCUCUCAUCGAUCCGUACGGCGAAGACGACGCGGAUUUCGAGCUCAACUGGCUCAUCGACCGUCACAUCAAGGUGAGUUCCGCGACGUCGCGGUUCUUGCAUCCGGUUCUCACCGGUCAUCCGGUUCUCACCGGUCAGCGAGUGCUUCCGUACGAUUCUUGGCUCUGCUCGAAGGUCUCGCACGUGAUGGGAGAGGGGCUGAACGUGGACUUCAAGCAAUACACGUGGAACGAUAUGUUCCCGUGGCUCUUCAAUAAAGCGCUGGCGCCCAGGCCGAAGCUGCUCGCCUUCGCCAACAUGAUGGACAAGGAUAAAGGUUCCAAGUCCGGAGGAUUCCGAGUAGAGCGGAGGAAAGAGCGUUUCCGUCGAAUGCGAGAAGGGGAUUCCCCUAAUCAUCGGAAGCCACGGCUCCGAUUUUCUCACGUCGACGUACCGUUCCGAGGGAACCUCGGAAUCGACGCCUCCGACUGA